CCAGGCUACAACCAGUGAUGUCUGAGACCAAACUGGAUGAUCUCCCUUCUUGCAGGAACUGGUCUUCUGUUCCAGAACUGAAUGAUACUCAGGAGCCUUUUUCAAUCCCCUCUGCUGACUAUAAUGAUGAGGAAUUUCUGCAAUACCUUUGGAGGGAAUAUUUACAUCCCAAAGAAUAUGAAUGGGUCCUGAUUGCAGGGUAUAUUGUUGUGUUCAUUGUGGCUCUCAUUGGAAACAUCCUGGUUUGUAUUGCAGUGUGGAAGAACCAUCACAUGCGGACAGUUACCAACUACUUCAUAGUAAACCUCUCCCUGGCUGAUGUUCUUGUCACAAUCACUUGUCUUCCAGCCACGUUAGUAGUGGAUAUCACAGAAACUUGGUUCUUUGGGCAGACCCUCUGCAAGGUGAUCCCCUAUUUACAGACUGUGUCAGUCUCUGUGUCUGUACUAACACUUAGCUGCAUCGCUUUGGAUCGCUGGUAUGCAAUUUGUCACCCUUUGAUGUUUAAAAGCACAGCCAAGAGGGCAAGGAAUAGCAUUAUCGUUAUCUGGAUUGUGUCCUGCAUUAUAAUGAUUCCUCAGGCUAUUGUUAUGGAGUGCAGCAGUAUGUUCCCAGGAUUAGCUAACAAAACUAUCUUAUUCACAGUUUGUGAUGAGCAGUGGGGAGGUGAGGUCUACCCCAAAAUGUAUCACACCUGUUUUUUUCUGGUGACAUACGUGGCACCGCUGUGUCUUAUGGUGUUGGCCUAUUUACAAAUAUUUCGAAAACUAUGGUGUCGCCAGAUCCCAGGAACUUCCUCAGUAGUUCAAAGAAAAUGGAAGCCUCUGCCCUCUUUAGCACAGCCCCGGGGGCUGGGACAAUCAACCAAGUCAAGGAUUGGUGGGGUAGCAGCUGAAAUAAAACAGAUUCGAGCCAGGAGGAAAACAGCGCGUAUGCUAAUGGUGGUUCUCUUGGUUUUUGCACUUUGCUAUCUACCAAUCAGUAUCCUCAAUGUCUUAAAAAGGGUUUUGGGGAUGUUUAACUAUGCUGAUGACAGAGAGACUGUGUAUGCCUGGUUUACAUUCUCGCACUGGCUUGUGUAUGCCAACAGUGCAGUGAACCCUAUCAUUUAUAACUUUCUCAGUGGAAAAUUUAGAGAAGAAUUUAAAGCAGCAUUUUCUUGCUGCUGGCUUGACAUUCACCAUCACCAGGAUGAACGACUCACCAGGGGCCGUGCAAGCACUGAAAGUCGGAAAUCCUUGACCACCCAGAUCAGCAAUUUUGAUAAUGUUUCAAAACUUUCAGAACAUGUUGUGCUGACCAACAUGAGCACACUCCCCGCAAAUGGUGUCACAGCCAAACUCAGCCCAUUGAAGUCAGUGGAAUUGCACCUGCGUACACCAGGGAUGAACACGACCUCAAGUUUAGAUGAAGCAGAAGGAGUUUCUGUGGAAGGCAGUGGCACAACAGAGAAUACAGAGUGGGCCAAAUUCAUUCCUGCUGUAACCAAACUGACCUUACUGGAGUUACAUCAGGGAUGAGUUUUGCCCUGUACAUUUAAAACAACCCGUGAAUGGCACUCCAGUGAUAACACAACAGUUGGACAAAGGGAUUCCUCCAAAAUGACUGCUGCUUCAAUUCCCAGUCUUAUGGAAACUUACUUACCUCAUGAUGAGCUAAAGAUACAGAAUUCACAUCUUUGCAAGACUUUUUAAAGAAUAUAUUGCAUCACACUUUGUAAAUACUGUAUAUAUUUAUUUUUAAUAUAUUCCAGAUGCCAUGUAACAUUCUCAAAUGCAUCAUGUAAAGAACUGAGUAUUUCAAAGCAAGGAGUCAUUAACAUUUCUUUUAUGUACUAAUACCAUUAAUGACUUUAAUUUAAUUGCAAAGAACACUUGCUCCUCCUAUGCAUUAGUGGAAUUUUGGAAUUACCUUUACACAUGAUACACAAAUGCACAGAGUCUGAGCAAUAAAAUGGAGGAUCUGGAAUACUAGUGCAGGAGAUUAAACCAGACGUAGGGAUUACAGAAACAUGGUGAAACAGCACCCAUGACUGGUAUUGAAAGGUAUGUCUGUUUAGGAGAGCUAGAAAUAAAGACAUUGUACACCAAUGUAAACUGUAAAGAAAAAAAAAGUGGCAGUAUAGACAAAACAGAAGCUAUUUGGGUCAAAAUCACUUUGGGGAAGGUUUGAAAAAGAGCUUCUGUUGGGACAGCAAUAAGGGUCUGCUAUAGAUCCCCAGGGUCAGACUCAGAUCUGGAUAGUAGUAUGUCUCUUUCUAAUAAUAUUACCAUUUUUGAGGAUGACAAUAAAUAUUAGAGAGGAAAACACGACUGGGAAUUGUGUCAUAAUAGGAGACUUUAUCUUUCCAGAUAUAGAUUAGAGAAUAAAUGCUUCUUAAUACUGGUAGGGCCCAGUUGUUCCUGGCUAUGAUAGAUGACAGUUUUCUUCAUCAAAUUGUUGCUUAACCAGCAAGGGGUGAUGCAGUUUUAAACUUGGUUUUUGUAAGUAGUGAGGAAAUCAUAGAUGAGAUGGUCGUAGGAAAUUACCGUGGACUGAGUGAUCACAAGUUUAAAU
This is a messenger RNA of Malaclemys terrapin pileata, 2556 nucleotides long. RefSeq names its product hypocretin receptor 2 (gene HCRTR2). Gene Ontology annotation, molecular function: orexin receptor activity. NCBI's taxonomy places the organism in Eukaryota, Metazoa, Chordata, Testudines, Emydidae. Gene Ontology annotation, biological process: G protein-coupled receptor signaling pathway; circadian sleep/wake cycle process; feeding behavior. The record is from RefSeq and is a predicted model, not a curated record. Gene Ontology annotation, cellular component: membrane. The coding region runs from base 18 to 1520 and encodes 500 amino acids. The transcript is spliced from 8 exons.